This is a messenger RNA of Magnolia sinica, 2646 nucleotides long. RefSeq lists its product as uncharacterized. NCBI's taxonomy places the organism in Eukaryota, Viridiplantae, Streptophyta, Magnoliopsida, Magnoliales, Magnoliaceae. The record is from RefSeq and is a predicted model, not a curated record. The coding region runs from base 600 to 2174 and encodes 524 amino acids. The transcript is spliced from 3 exons.
AGAGUUCUUCAAAAACAUGUGUCCUCUCUCCCUCUCUCUCACAAAAAGAUGAAGAAUCCUUUUAUUAUUCAAAUUUUGGAAUUGGGUUUUACUUAUUUAUUGGUAAAUUUGCAGUCUCUUGUAUUAUAUAAAUCCAAGGAUCGUUUGGUUAAGAUGUAUUGCGAAUGUUUCAAAUCCACGGUCAUUUGUCAAGUAGCCUUUCCCUUUUCUCUAAUUUUAUUUUUUAUUUUUGUGGGUUAGUGGGGUUUUGACCUUUUUCUUAUUUUAAUGAUGAGGAAUCUUCUUUUUAUGCAAAUUUAGGAAUUGGGUUUUAUUUAUAUACUUACGAAUUUGUGUUUUUCUGGUUUUUUAUUACAGAUGUUUGUUUGAUGUAUUUUUGGCCAAAAGCUUGCAACAUAAAUUGGGUUUCUUAGAAGAGGGGUGUGUAUGCUAAUAAUUUGAUAAUUUUCUGAUUUCAGGCCUGUUUUGGAGUGAAAGAUUCGUAACUUCACCGUUCUCAAUCCAAUUCUCAUUCCAAGGACUGGUUUAGGUCUGUGCACCGACGUUCGGAUUGAAAGGUUUUGUUCUUCAUUCCGUUCAAGAACUUGAACGGAUGUGUCAUGGCUGAAACUAGUCUAUGUUCAGCUACAAUAAUAACUGACAUUUCUGGUUUAAAAGAAGCCCUCCUUAACCAACAGAAAGUCAUUCAAAAUCUCUACUUUGAGCUAGAAGAGGAAAGAGAAGCCUCGGCAUCAGCAGCAAGUGAAGUGUUAUCCAUGAUUUUACGUGUACAGGGAGAGAGGGCUGCUGAGAAGAUGGAAGCCCAUCAAUACAAGAGAAUGACAGAGGAGAAAAUACAACAUGCUGAGGAAUCUUUGGCAUUAUUCGAAGAACUCGUGUACCGGAAAGAAAUGGAGAUUGCUUCACUCGAGUUCCAAGUUCAAGCUUAUAAGCACAAAUUCUUGAGCAUGGGUUUUUCCGAUCUUGACUUCAGAGAAACAGAAUUUCCUGAAAAUCCAUUUUUGUGCAAAAAUGAUGUUGAUUUUGACAAAACGAAGACUAGUGGAGCAACGAGAAGGGCCACCUCUCUGCCCAUCAUACCAUCCAAAGGCUCGUACUCGAGGAAGCAGUAUGUUGAAAGAGGAUCAUCAAGCCAAAGAACCAAUGAAGGGAAUGAUCAUGAAUUUGAAGUUCAGUGUGAAACUGCUGGGCCCACCAACUGUCUGAUUAGAAAAGCCGAUCAUGCAGAUUAUAAUGGUACACACGAAGAGAUGCAGAAUGUCUCUGAGGAAUCUGUGACCGAAGAUUACAAUUCUUGCCGGAAACAGAUUGAGCAGGUGAAAGAGUUAUCUCAUACUAAAUCUGCUGACGAAGGAAUCGAAUCCGAAUGGGUUUUGGCAAAUAAGGAGCUUCAGUCGACGAUUGCUGCAUAUUCCACGAGUUUGAUGGCUGGAUCCCAUUCCUGUUUGUGGCAUUCAGCAGCAAGCAGUGACCAACUGUAUGAUUCCACAAGUGGAGUAAAGGAGAUUAAGUUGAAUUCCACAGCUGAAUUCUCAUGCUCAAGUUCACAAGCUGAAGAUUCGGAGAAUGUACCAGACUUCAAUGUACAUACAAGUGCUUGUCUGAAAACUGAAACAGUUGAAAAUACAUACAAUUCGGCAAAUGUUCAUGAUAUAUUUGAAGUCCCACAAAAUCAAGCGGCACAAUAUCCAACCUCGGAAGGUGAGAACAGGAUCGAGAAACCAGAUUCCACGCCACUUGAAACAAUCAAAUACGAUUUCUUUAAAGACGAAGCCCAAUGGGUGAAGAAGGCAUUGAUUUCCACCCAUGAAGAGAAUGUAAAGAAGGCAUUGAUAUACGCCCACCAAGAUGAGAAACUUUCUACACAAUGGAACGGAGCCACAACCGAUUGUCAUUGGCCUCUUACUAUAGAUCCAGAAACUUGCAACAGCCCAUCUCAAGCUGAGGUCGAACAGCUCAAUAAACGAUUGCAGCUGCUUGAGGAUGAAAGACAGUUAAUGAAGCAAGAAGCUUCAGACAGGAGGAAGGAGGAAAUGAAAUUGUUGGGGGAGAUAUGUGAACAAAUCAAAGGGAUAGAGUCCCAUUUAAAAAGCCAGAAAGCCAAAAAGCACCCUAAGCAGGAUGAUUCCUCACUGGCAUUUUUCAUGGAGGCAAUGCUGUCCUUUUCGAUAUAGUCCUGUGUACGGGUACCAUCUCUUUCUCUUGAUUCUCGUUAAUCUCUACAUGACAGAGAUUUCAGAUGUUCCCUAGGAUUGUAAGAAUUGUAAAAAAAAAAAAAAAAAGGAAAAAAAGGGAAAAAAGCCAAUUAGUGUGGAUUGGAUUUUCUUUUUGACACGAAAUAUAUACUGUAUGCGGGUUGCACAUUGUAUGUCACAUGCUGUAUUUCUCUUGAUUCUCGUUAAUCUCUACAUGACAUAGAUUUCAGAUGUUCCUUAGGAUUGUAAGAAUUGUAAAAGAAGAAGAAGAAGAAGAAGAAGAAGAAGAAAAGAAAAGAAAAGAAAAAAGCGAAUUAGUGUGGAUUGGAUUUUCUUUCUGACAUGAAAUAUAUACUGUAUACGGAUUGCACAUUGUAUAUCACAUGCUGUAUAAUGUAAAUACUCUUGUGCAUAGAUUUGCAAACUAAUACAUUUCAUUGUUCUGUCUUCA